UUUAUUAUAAAACGGAUUAAAAAAUACGGAGAAGAGCAAAAAUCUCUUGAAUGUGUUAUAAAGCUUUGUGGAUUCAACAUUCGCUUAUAUUUUUCGUGUCUAGCUUUACUUCAGGAGUUUAAAGGAAUCCAACACAAAACAUUAGUGGAGUUUAGAAUCCGAAGCCUGCUCCACUGACGACACAAUAAAUACAACUUAUUUGCGACAUUAAACCAGCUAUUAACGACCGAUUGUGCUUUUAAAGUUGCAGUUACGACUAAUUAAACGGCAAAGAUAAGACAAUAGAGUGUUCCUGCAGCAUAUUAAACAAAGUUUUGGUCUUCUUUACUUGUUUAUCCAAUACAAUGGCAAUAUUUCAAACAGAACGUGACUCUGUCAUGCGUGAAAUAUCGAAUCAAAAUGAGGAAAUAUACAAGUUGCAUAACAACAAUAAAACAAAUGUUGCAAAAGUUAACGAUGAAAUCGACACCAUAAAAAAUGAUCUUCGCACUCUGAAAUUGCAACAUGAAGAAAUAAGAAAAGCAGUCCUAGAAAAAAUGAAAGAAUUCGACAAGUCGAAAAAGAAUUUAAAGGCUCAUACACCUAAGGUAAAUGACGAAGCAGCAAAGAAAGACCUUUCUACGAUAGCCUCAGAUGUUGAAAGCAUGAACAGAAAAAUGGAUCAUCUUAGUUUAAAACAACAACUGUUUGAGAAUGUCACAUACGACGGGCGAAUUUUGUGGAAAAUUGAUAAAGUUCAACACAGAAUUCAACAAGCAAUUGCCGGAAACGUUACUGCAUUGCAUAGCGCUCCUGCAUUUACAGAAAAAUACGGCUAUAAAUUUUGUGGCAGGUUGUACCUUGAUGGCGAUGGCAUGGGAAACCGCACUCACGUGUCUGUGUUUUUUGUUGCCAUGAAAUCAGAAUAUGAUAAUCUUCUUAGUUGGCCAAUGAAGAAAAAGGUUACCUUUCGAUUGUUCAAUUUACAGAACAGAUUAAAUGAUAUAACUGAAAGCUUUUAUGCCGAUGAAACUUCAGAAAGUUUUCUGAAACCGCAACAAGAAAUGAAUGUGGCAGCGGGUUGUCCAUGCUUUGCCAGUAAAGAGAGCUUAUUGUAUGGCGGCUUCAUCAAGGAUGAUUCGUUCUUUAUUGAGAUUACAGUGUUAUGAGCUAUAAUAAAAAGUUAUAUUCUAUUUGAAAUAUUACUACAUUCACAACCGUCACAGCUACAUAAUAAAAGCAGAACUGUAAAAAACUUUAUAGUGUGUGUAUAAACAGAAUUUUUCAGUUGUUAAUAUAAUAAAACUUUUGAUAAA
This is a messenger RNA of Hydractinia symbiolongicarpus, 1295 nucleotides long. Its product is annotated as TNF receptor-associated factor 3-like. The record is from RefSeq and is a predicted model, not a curated record. Gene Ontology annotation, molecular function: protein binding. Gene Ontology annotation, cellular component: plasma membrane signaling receptor complex. The transcript is spliced from 3 exons. Bases 345 to 1148 code for a protein of 267 amino acids. Gene Ontology annotation, biological process: positive regulation of JNK cascade; protein K63-linked ubiquitination; tumor necrosis factor-mediated signaling pathway. Lineage: Eukaryota; Metazoa; Cnidaria; Hydrozoa; Anthoathecata; Hydractiniidae.